Molecule: messenger RNA, 5820 nt
Organism: Lynx canadensis (Canada lynx)
Lineage: Eukaryota; Metazoa; Chordata; Mammalia; Carnivora; Felidae
Gene: NLRC3
Product: NLR family CARD domain containing 3
Exons: 21
Coding region: 682-3861 (1059 amino acids)
Biological process (GO): negative regulation of canonical NF-kappaB signal transduction
Cellular component (GO): cytosol
Molecular function (GO): protein binding
Source: RefSeq, a predicted model, not a curated record
AGGGCCACAGCCGGAUCAGAGCGCGCCAGCCCGAGUGAGAGGACUCCGUUCCAGACGGAGAAGCCAGCUCCCUGCUGUGUGGCCUUGGGGUGGUGACAAAGCCGAGCCGGGGCAGCCGCGGCUCAUUGAUUUGUCUGAGAAGCUGUUGGCUUUUGAAAUGAGACAGGAAGGAGGGUUGAGGCGGAGCCCUGCACAGGAAGAGGUGAGGAGCCCAGCUGCCGUGACAGCCGGUGGGCUUGGGGGACUGCAGGAGCCGGCAGGCCGGAGCCCCCCUGCCCUGUGCAGUCAGUGCCUCCCCAUCCCUUCCAACAGGGCUUUGCUCCCGCCCCGCACAGAUCCCGAGGGCUCGGGGCCCAGCUGACCGGCCACAGAGAAUCUCAGGACAUCCUCGCCACCACGCAGCUGCCUCUGUCCCCUGGAGCAGGGCUGAGCCCGGGAGCACCAGGAUGGAGAACCCUCGGCCCCCCAGUCUCGGCAUCCCUAGGGAAAUGAGGUCUGGGAGACCCCUGGGCGAGGGAUGGCCGACCCCCACCCCCUGAGUUCGUGGGGCCCUGCCGGAGGAGCUGCUGUGGGCCGGACACCCCGCCCGCUGCAGGUCACAAAUGAGGACAGCACAGCACGAGGAGCUCAGGCGGCCUGCCCGGUGCCACACAGCCACUGCUGGCGGCCAUCGCGGACCCCAUGAGGAAGCAGGAGGUGCGGACCGGCGGGGAGGCAGGCCAGGGCCGAGGCCCCGGCUCCCCGGCUGGGCAAGUGAAAGCCCUCGUGGACCUGCUGGCCGGGAAGAGCAGUCAGGGCUCCCAGGCCCCAGAGCCCCUGGACAGGGCGCCACAGGCCCCCCUAGGGCCUCACGGUGACGACUCGAGGACACAGAAGUGCCGGGAGGCUCUGCUGAACAGGGCGAGAGGCGGCCCCCCGCCCAGGCUGACCAGCCUCCUGCUGCUGGAGGGGCUGACAGACCUACAGCUGAGGGAACAUGACUUCACACAGGUGGAGACCACGCGUGGGGCCUGGCGCCCGGCCAGGAGCCUCACCCUGGACAGACUCUUCCUGCCUCUGUCUCGGGUGUCUAUCCCCCCCCGAAUCUCCAUCACCAUCGGGGUAGCUGGCGUGGGCAAGACCACCCUGGUGAGGAACUUUGUCCAGCUCUGGGCCCGGGGACAGGUCGCCAAGGACUUCUCCCUGGUGCUCCCCUUGACCUUCCGAGAUCUCAACACCCACGAGAAGCUGUCUGCGGACAGGCUCGUCCGCUCCGUCUUCUCGCACAUCGGGGAGUCCGGCCCGGCGGCGGAAGCCCCACCCAAAACCCUCCUGAUCCUGGAUGGCCUGGAUGAGUGCAAGACGCCUCUGGACUUCUCAAACACCGUGGCCUGCACGGACCCCAAGAAGGAGAUCCAGGUGGACCAUCUGAUCACCAACAUCAUCCGGGGCAACCUAUUCCCAGAAGUCUCUGUCUGGGUCACUUCCCGCCCCAGCGUGGCCGGCCAGAUCCCGGGGGGCCUGGUAGACCGGAUGACAGAGAUCCGGGGCUUUGACGAGGAGGAGAUCAAGGCGUGUCUGGAGGAGAUGUUCCCCGAGGACCACACCCUCUCCGACUGGGUCCUGAGGCAGGUGCGGGCGGACAGGGCCCUGUACCUGAUGUGCACGGUCCCAGCCUUCUGCCGGAUUGCGGGGUCGGCCCUGGGUCACCUGCGCCACAGCGGGCCGGGGCCCCAGGACGCCGGGCGGCAGGCUCCGAGGACCCUGUGCGAGCUCUACUCUUGGUACUUCAGGAUGGCCCUCGGCGGGGACGGGCAGGAGAAGGGCAAGGCGAGCCCUCGCAUCGAGCAGGUGGCCCACAGCUGCCGCAAGAUGGUGGCCACUCUGGGGCGGCUGGCCUUCCACGGGCUGGUCAGGAAGAAGUACGUGUUCUACGAGCAGGACCUGAAGGCGUUUGGCGUGGAUCUCGCUCUGCUGCAGAGCGGCCUGUGCAGCCGCUUCCUGCAGCGGGAAGAGACGCUGGCCGCGUCGACAGCCUACUGCUUCACGCACCUGUCCCUGCAGGAGUUUGUGGCGGCCGCGUAUUACUACGCUGCCUCCAGGCGGGCUAUCUUCGACCUCUUCGCCGAGGGUGGCGUGUCCUGGCCCCGCCUCGGCUUCCUCACACACUUCAGGAGCGCGGCCCAGCGGGCCAUGCAGGCCGAGGACGGGCGGCUGGAUGUGUUCCUGCGCUUCCUCUCAGGACUCCUCUCCCCCGGGGUCAACGCCCUGCUGGCAGGCUCCCUGCUGGUGCAGGGGGAGCACCAGGGCUACGGGGCCCAGGCGGCCGAGCUCCUGCAGGGCUGCCUGCGCCCCGACGUGGCGGUGUGCGCCCGGGCCGUCAACGUCCUGCACUGCCUGCACGAGCUGCGGCACACGGAGCUGGCCCGCGGCGUGGAGGAGGCCAUGCAGAGCGGCAGCCUGGCGGGGCUGACCGGCCCCCGGCACCACGCGGCCCUGGCCUACCUCCUGCAGGUGUCAGACGCCUGCGUCCAGGAGGCCAACCUGUCCCUGUGCCUCAGCAAGGGCGUCCUCCAGAGCCUGCUGCCCCAGCUGCUCUACUGCCGGAGCCUGAGGCUGGACAACAACCAGUUCCAGGACCCCGUGAUGGAGCUGCUGGGCAGCGUGCUGAGCGGGAAGGACUGUCGCAUUCAGAGGAUCAGCUUGGCUGAGAACCAGAUCAGUAACAAAGGGGCCAAAGCUCUGGCCAGAUCCCUCCUGGUCAACAGAAGUCUGACCGCUCUGGACCUCCGCAGUAACUCCAUCGGACCUCAAGGGGCCAAGGCUCUGGCAGAUGCUCUGAAGAUUAACCGCACUCUGGCCUUUCUGAGCCUCCAGAACAAUGCCAUCAGGGAUAACGGUGCCAGGUUUGUGGCUGAGGCCUUGGCCGCCAACCGGACCCUCUCUGUGCUACACCUGCAGAAGAAUACCAUCGGGCCUCUGGGAGCCCAGCAGACGGCAGAUGCCCUGAAGCAGAACAGGAGUCUGAAGGAGCUCAUAUUCUCCAGUAACAGCAUUGGUGAUAAAGGUGCCGAGGCCCUGGCUAAGGCCCUGAAGGUGAACCAGGGCCUGGAGAGCCUGGACCUGCAGAGCAAUUCCAUCAGUGACGCAGGUGUGGCGGCGCUGAUGGGGGCCCUCUGCACCAACCAGACCCUCAUCAGCCUCAACCUGCGAGAAAACUCCAUCAGCUCAGAGGGAGCCCGGGACCUGGCUCAAGCUCUCUGCAGCAACAGCACCCUGAAAAAUCUGGAGUACCCUGACAGCCAACCUCCUCCACGACCAGGGCGCCCAGGCCAUCGCGCUGGCAGUGAGAGAAAACCGGGCCCUCACAUCCCUCCACCUGCAGUGGAACUUCAUCCAGGCCGGUGCGGCCAAGGCCCUGGGACAAGCACUACAACUCAACCGGAGCCUGACCGGCCUCGAUUUGCAGGAGAACGCCAUCGGGGACGAGGGCGCCUCCGCACUGGCCAGCGCACUAAAGGCCAACACGGCCCUCACCGCUCUCUAUCUGCAGGUGGCCUCCAUUGGUGCCCGGGGGGCCCAGGCGCUAGGGGAUGCCCUGGCUGUGAACAGGACCUUGGAGAUUCUCGACUUAAGAGGAAACGCCAUCGGGGUGGCCGGAGCCAAAGCCCUGGCAAAUGCUCUGAAGGUCAACUCAAGUCUCCGAAGACUCAAUCUUCAAGAGAAUUCCUUGGGGAUGGAUGGGGCGAUAUGCGUUGCCACGGCACUCUCUGGGAACCAUGGCCUCCAGCACAUCAACCUCCAGGGAAAUCACAUUGGGGAGUCUGGCGCCAGGAUGAUCUCGGAGGCUAUCAAGACCAACGCUCCUUCGUGCACUGUUGAAAUGUGAGCGCAAACGUGCCUGGUGGAUCAGGCGAGAGAACACAGAAGCAACUGGAAGCUUUUGAACAAAAACUCCCCGUCCAAGGCCCGUCCCUGUGGUCUGGGAACGAUGCUGACCUGCACAAAAGCUGGUCUCCUGCAAGAAGCAGGAGGGAUGCUGCCAAAGGGGUUGGGAGCACCUCUCCCGGCCCGGGUUUCGACCAGGCAGGGGUGACGCAGAUUCCCUGCUGUGGCACAGAGGAGGGAAGGUGUCUGCCACGGGACGCAGGGACAUAGGCCUUAAAACCCAGGCGGUGAGAAGCGGGCGUGAGCUUCUUCAUACCCCGAGGUCUUCACGCGCCCCUUUUGUUUUCAUUGUCUUUUUCCACUGGUUAAAAUCAUCCCCUCACUCUAAAGUGAGCUGUCACCUUCAAGCCUAUGCAGAGUAUCCGUUUGGCACGGGUGACAGAAGGGACCUUCCUUUUCUCAAGAAGAACAGAAGGUUUUAGGAGUAUGAUCCUCAGAGAUACACGGAAAAACUGUGAGAAUUGUUUUGAAGAGAAAUUAAGGCUUUGAGUUAUAAAAUUCCGGACACAGAGACUAAGCUCUCCAAGGUUUUUGCCGUCUUUGAUCCGUUACCAAAUCUCUCAAAGGCAAGGAUUACGUCCGACACACGUUAUGUGGGGUCUGGCACACUGGUCGUCAAUAGCGUGUUACAUGUUGACGCCUCAAUGUUAUUCUACAGCCGGCUUCCCAGACCGCUGCUGCGCCUGCAGCGUCCCCAUGAAGGCGACAUCAGGCUUCCCAGACCCCUGCUGUGCCUCUCGUGUCCCCAUGCAGGCGAGCAAGCUGAGUUCCAUGUGGCACAAAUUCCCUCAGGGGUUGGUUGGUCUGUGAUGAAAGGAAAAAGUUCCCAAGUGGACACCACAGUUCUCACCAACUAAAAAACCAAGGAAAAUGCUUAUCAAGAUUUUACAGUUUGAACACGAAUCGAUGUUGUUCUCAAUGUUCCCUUAAAAAUGAGUAUUCGGGCAAGAAUCCUCAACGUACGCUAAAACCAUGGGUGACAGCCUAUCGAGGAAGAAGCUAUCCACCCCAAAGGGAUACUUACAAAGGAGAAUUAUCAAAAUAUCACCCCACAUGGGGCAUUUACAAAGGGGAAAAAGAUAUCUUUAAAGAUGGAAAAUUUGGCAAAUGCUUUCUUAACAACGUGGUCAAACUUACCAUCAGCACGAAUGGGAGAAAUUGCCAUCACGUGCUCCUGAUGGGAGGUGCUGACGACACAUCGCCGAUGCAGUAUUCUCACCAAAAAUAUGGAUUUGACUCUAAUCGGGAAGGAGCAGUCAGACAAAAUCCAAAUCGAGAGGCAUUCUGCAAAAAACAAUAGCCUGACCUCUUCAAAAAUAUCAAUGUCAUGAAAAAUACAAAAGGCCGGGGACUGUCUUAAAUUGUAGAUUAAACAGACAUGACAACUUAACGCAGGAUCUCUGACUGGAUCCUCGACUGCAGAGAAACAAUCAGCUGUAAAGAAAAGUAUUUGGAAAUGGGAGACAUUUGAAUAUGGGUCUUGGGUAGUAUUUAUUUGGAUUACUGGGUUUUGAAAGUUAUUUUUGCUACAUAUAGAACUUCAGAAUGGUUUUUGGCCCUUAGUACUCUCAAGGUGUGGCCAUGCUGUCUUCCGGUUUGCGCAGCUUCUGGCUGAGUGGAGAACUCGACAGAAAAAAAGAUGUGGUAGCCAAAUGCCGGAGAAAGCCGUGCCCUGCAGGAACCUAGCCACCAAAGAAACCUCAGGGGCCAAAGCAGCGGAGAAAAAUCGUGCUCUCCAGGGACUCCGGGAGCAAGCCACCUCCCUAGCAGCCUACUGACAAGGCUCUAUAUGUCGCCAGCCAGCAAAGGAGAGAGAUUUACAAGGAAUAGCUCUGUUAUCACAGAGCAGACCAAACGGUGAACUGGAGCGAGGCAACAAACCCAUAAACAGCA